ACAACCACCCACCAAGAAACUUCAAAAGCAACCCGUGAAGAGAAUCACAAAAGCCUUUGAAGAUUUACUUGGUCCUCCAACACAACCUCUAAAACACCUUGAGAGGCCGAGUAAGGCAAAAGUUCAUGGUCGUUAUGUCCAACCACACCAAACUUCCUCCAUUAUUGCCUUUUGGAACUUCGUUAGAAGGUGGUCCAAUUCAUCCAUAAUCCAAUUCCAAGUUGAUAAUGAGCUAUUUGGGGUCGCAGAUGACUUUAUUUGGCUUGCUAAGAGUGACAAUCAGAAAUUGUGCACAAUGCAAUACUUGGGAGCCCAACAAAUAGGAGUUUGGUGCAAGUACAUGAAAGAAUGACUGUUGGACAUUGGUGGCCUGAAUCGAGUAUAUGAAUUUUUGAAUCCAGGUGCGAUUGCCACUGAUUCAGGGGCUGAUAGUAAUCGUUGCCAAGCACUAGUCACUCGAAUGACUUGGAUGACUAACUCAGACAAUGGCUUAUUGCCCCAUAUAAUAAUAGGUAUAUGUAGAUGUAAAUGUUGUACAUUAUGUUGCAUGUGAAAAUGUUGUUGAAAUCAAGAAAUUAAAAGUUGAAAUUGAGAGGCUAAAGGCACAAAGAAAUACACAAACAAAAGAGCUUCAAAUGUUAGACGAUGCAUAUAGAGAUGAAGAGAGACAUGAAGACCAAGAACCGACCGAAAAUUAUGAAGACUAAGAACCAAUCGACAAUUAUGAGGAUCAAGAAUCGGUCGGAAAUUAUGAAGACCAAGAACCAACCGACAAUUAUGAGGACCAAGAGCCAACCGAAAAUUAUGAAGACCAAGAACCAACCGAUCGACAAUUAUAAAGACCAAGAACCAACUGAAAAUUAUGAAUACCAAGAACAACCCGAGCAUGAUGAAGACCAAGGACAACCAAUGGACUAUGAAGAUGAAGGUCAAUGUGUAAAAUUAUGUUCGGAUAAUGACAAUGUCAUGGCUGAGGGUGGCAUGAUUGAACCGGUUGAUAUCUUUUCAUAUCAUGGUAUCGUGAUUUCAAAUAAUUAUGCACGGGUUUAAAUCACAAAAAUUAUUCAAGAAGUUGAAAUCCCAUAGGUGUUAUACGCUAUGUUUAUUGGCCUAAGAAAUUGAUUUUGAUCGAAGAGGUAUGCAAUAAUUUAUUUGUAUUUACAUUAAUGUUUUAUCAUAAAUUGUUCAAGGUACAACAUUGCUCCCUCCCCCUUAUUAUUAAGUUCUUAUGCUGGUAGCACAUCAUAGAAGUUCUUUGAAUAAACUGAUGAGCCUUCGAAAUUUUGUUGAUUUCCGCAUUCACCUUUCUACUUGUUUCCUGUGUUUCAAAUAUUACGACAAACUUUUCAUGAAUUUGAAGAAUUGCUUAUUUUAUUGUUUUCUUUAGUAGAAAUUCUAUUAUCAUCUUCUUCUUCUUUUUUUUUUUUUUUUAAAGAAAAAUGGAAAUUUUCAUUAAAUGAAAAUUCUAUUAUCAUUUUUAUGUAUCAAACUAUUCUCAAAUGAUAGUUUUAUAAGGUUUUUUUACAAUUAAUUAUAUUUUCAUUUUUAUUAGGUACAACGAGCAAUCCAAUAAAUCAUCUCAACAAAUUUCGACACUCUCUUGUAUUCAGUGCUUGAUGUUAGUUCUCAUUCAAGUCUAAAAUCACCGAGUACAAGUGUCGAAUCUAAUGGCAUACAAUGUUGAUAUUCGUUAUGAAGUAUGCCUAAAGUUUUACGACCAAGUUAAAUCCCGCAAGUUUCUUAAAGACUCAGAUCGUAAGGUGGUAAGUGGUGAGCAAGUAACUCAGGAAAAUCAGAAAUGAGUCAUUCUCCAACUCUGCUCAAUCCAAGAAAUUUACACACAAGGAAAAAGCUUCAAAGUUCAAAGACUGAUGAUUCAGUCUACCAUAUAAUUAUAAAGACUAAAAUGAAAAUGCUAUUCAUACUGAUUUUCGACUUUUGGAUCGCAAAAGUAGGAACCAGGCUGAACAAUAACGUAAAUUGUUCAAGGUACAAUGAGCAAUCCAAUAAAUCAUCUCAACAAUCGCGUGGUUACAAAGUUUGGGCAGAUUGGAAAAAAGAUUGUCUUAAAAUUGCAGGACGAAUUAUGAAAGAUUUUAAGACAAAUUACAUCCGACGUCAUAAUGCCUUUGGCCAAAGAGAAUAUGGUGAAGGAGCUCGCUAUUCCCCAAAAAACCAUCUUGAAAUUGAUCAACAAGAUUGGGUAAAAUUUGUUGCGAGUCGUCUAACACUUGAGCGUCUGGCUUUGAGAAAGGCACAAUCUGAAGGAGCUCGCCAGAAUACAUUAAGGCACCACGCAAUUCGUAGAGGCAUGGUGACUCUCCGAAAGGAUGUGAGAGCACCAUCUGAAGCAAAAAACACUUCUGCAACAAUAAGAAAAUAUUUGUAUAUACUAUAUUCAUGUGAAGAAUGUGAGAAGUUUAUUGAAUCUUUUUAAGGAUUUAUCUAGACAAGGACUAAUUAGGACGUAACAUGGUUUUAGCACUGGACAAGAUUUAGCUAAUGAAGUUAAUUGAGCUAGUAAUUUUUGUUGAAAUUUCAUUGCUGCAACAUUGUUUGCUGAUAUAAGCAUUUCUGUAAGCCUUUGGUGUAUAUUGAUUGAAAUUUUCUAUACAUGAACAAAAGGAGGCUAUUGAGUUUAUCUUACAUAGUAUUAUUUCACUUAUUUCAGUAUGUUGUAAAACUAGUAAAAUUUACAACCACAAAAGGUUACAUUUGCUGCACUUUAUAUUAUUACCAUAUACUAUGUGUUUUCUUCAAGAUAUCAACCAUUAUUAAUGACAUAUUUGUUGCAGAAAAAAGAAAAUAGAAUUCCAGAUCCACCCUGCCAUCAAGUUUGGUUAAAAUCCUGCUGAACUCAAGGAAAAAGUAAACUCGGGUGAAGUUUUGGCCAGCAGUCGGACGACAUAUUGACUCAAGCAUUA
Cannabis sativa is the source of this 2924-nucleotide messenger RNA. RefSeq lists its product as uncharacterized. The transcript has 11 exons. The record is from RefSeq and is a predicted model, not a curated record. Bases 1799 to 2437 code for a protein of 212 amino acids. NCBI's taxonomy places the organism in Eukaryota, Viridiplantae, Streptophyta, Magnoliopsida, Rosales, Cannabaceae.